Molecule: messenger RNA, 1476 nt
Organism: Epithele typhae
Lineage: Eukaryota; Fungi; Basidiomycota; Agaricomycetes; Polyporales; Epitheliaceae
Product: protein prenylyltransferase
Exons: 7
Coding region: 1-1476 (491 amino acids)
Molecular function (GO): protein binding
Source: RefSeq, a predicted model, not a curated record
AUGGAUGUCGAGCAAGAUGCGAUUGAGGUCCCCAGCGACACUCCACCCGGGUCCAGCACGCCUUCAGAACCUGUGGAAGAGGUUGAUCCCGACAAAAUUAAGGAGAAGGGCAACGCUGCGUUUAAGGGCAAACGCUUCCAGGAGGCCAUCGAGCAUUACAGCAGAGCUAUCGAUUUGCGGCCUUCCGAGCCAACAUUCUGGACAAACCGUGCAGCGGCGUACAUGGCAUUGAAACGUUUCAAGCCUGCCCUCGCCGACUGUCAACAAGCAACCACCCUCCAGACCGAUGCGCCCUCGCCCAAGACCCUUGUCCGUCUCGCGCGCUGCCAGCUGUCCACAGGAUCGACGGCACCCGCGCUCUCGACCCUGCGCACAGUUCUCGCAAUCGAACCCAACAACUCCGCCGCUCUCCAGCUCCAAACACGGGUACUAGAGCUCGAGGCCCAUCUACGAAACUUCGAGGGUGCAAGCGAGCGGAAAGACUGGGGCAUGUCGCGGCUCGCACUUGACAAGUGCAUCCAAGUUAUCGACGGCGAGGGUGGGGAUGUACCGUUACAAUGGCGGCUAUGGAGGGUGGAGCUUGAGAUCGCGAAGAAGAACUGGGACGCGGCGGGCACGGCUGCAAAUGACGCGUUGCGGAUAGAGCCAAACUCCCCCGACGCGAUGACCGCGACGCAACACGCCGCGAUGAAGCUGCGCAAGCGGAUCAAGGACGUUGAACGGCUCAAGGACGAGGGCAACGUCGCGUUCAAGACGGGCCGCCUGGACGACGCCGUCGCGCGGUAUGGGGACGCACUCGAGCGGAUCGGCUCGGAUUCGCGUGAAGGCGACGGUGGACCGCUACGCGCGCUGCUGCUCUCCAACCGUGCCACGACACUCGUCAAGCUCGGCCGGCACCAGGACGCGCUCGCGGACACUGAGGCGUCGCUGGUAUUGAACGCAACGAACUUCAAGGCGCUCCGGACCCGCGCCCGGAUCCACCUCCACCUGGAGGAGUACGACAAUGCCAUUGCGGACUUCAAAAGCGCGAUCGAGCAGGCGGGAAUGGAGGGCAGCGAUGCGGACGUGAAGGCGCUUCGCGGCGAGCUGAAGAAGGCGGAGAUCCUCGGUGUCGAGCGCACUUGCACGGAAGUGGAGCUUCGCAAGGCUUACAGGCGAGAGAGUCUGAAGCACCAUCCAGAUAAGGGUGGCGACGAAGAGAAGUUCAAGCUCGUGGCGGAAGCACACUCCAUCCUCUCCGACCCGCAGAAGCGGCAGAGAUAUGACCUGGGCGAGGAUGACGAGGAGGGUCCUGGCGGCAUGGGUCCUGACGUCGACCUUUCCGAGCUCUUCGCGCAGUUCCACGGUGCUGGUUUCAGUGGGGGGCGCGGGGGCUUCUCCCAGUUCGGUGGUGCUGGGUUCGGUGGGGCCGGGUUCGGCGGCGGCGGGUUCGGAGGUGGUGGUGCUCACUUCCGCCAAGGAGGCUUCCCCUUCUAG